AUAUCGCUCCUCUCAAGUCCCUGGUCCAUUCAUUCAAUCCCCUCCCCCCUCCACAUUUCAGGGAACUCCAUCUUCUUUUCUCUCUCUCCGUCUCUGUCCAAGAAGAUUGCUUAGCAAAAUAAAAGAAGUAACCAUUUUCAAUCCCAACUUCUCUUCUUCAUCACACGAGAUUAUACAUAAAAUUACACACCCACUAUAAGCCAAUGGAUCUACCCAGAUUCGUUAUCGAAGCUUCAGAGGCCGAAUCAAUGGCCAAAGAGUUGGGCCUCUCGGUUCUCCAGCUCCUCCCAUCCCUCGUCAAAUCAGCCCAAAAGCUCGCAAGGCCACCCAUCUCCAAGUACCACGUCGGCGCCGUCGGUUUGGGCGCCGACGGCCGGAUCUUCUUUGGCGUAAACCUCGAAUUCCCCGGUCUUCCCCUCCACCACUCCGUCCACGCCGAGCAGUUCCUCCUCACCAACCUCGCCGUUCACGGCGGGCCCCUCCUCCGCCACUUCGCCGUCUCCGCCGCCCCAUGCGGCCAUUGCCGCCAGUUCAUUCAGGAACUCCGCAACGCCUCCGAAAUCCAAAUUUUGAUCACAUCAUCGGAGAACGAUUUGGAAGAGUCCCAAAAUUUCAAACCCUUGUCGUCUUUCCUUCCAAACCCAUUUGGUCCUUUCGAUCUAUUAGAUAAGGAGACACCUCUUCUUCUGGAGCCUCAUGACAAUGGGUUGUCGCUAGUGAGCAAAACAAUUGAUUCCAAUUGUGGCAAUUUAUGCAAUGGGGUUUGCCAAUCGUACACGAAGAAUGAAUCAGAGUUGAAAAUGGCAGCAUUGGAAGCCGCUAAUAGCUCUCAUGCCCCAUAUAGUGGGUGCCCAUCUGGGGUGGCAUUGAUGGAUGCUGAGGGGAGGAUAUAUACAGGAUCUUAUAUGGAGUCUGCGGCCUAUAAUCCGAGUUUGGGGCCGGUACAGGCAGCAAUAGUGGCUUAUGUUGCAAGUGGAGGAGGUGGUGGGUAUGAUAGGAUUGUGGCCGGAGUGUUGGUGGAGAAGGAAGACGUGGUGGUGAGGCAAGAGGACACGGCGAGGCUGCUGCUGAAUAAGGUUUCUCCAAAGUGUCAAUUUCGGGUGUUUCAUUGCAGCUUGGCCUCGAAUGGAUGUAAAAGGCCUGCAUCUAAUUGUGAGUAAAGCCGAACAUUUAAGUGUCAUUUUGGUGAUCAAAGAGAUUGAUGUGAAUAGAUGAUUUAAUGAAUGAAUAAAUGAUAUUCUCUAUUUGGUGAUACAAAAUUUCAAUUGUGUAAGCUUUAAAUCUUUGUGACUGAAUGAUAACAUGUGAAAGUUCAUGUUCAAAAUUUAGACUUUUUGAUUGAAGUAUAUUAAUUUUCUUUGUU
Cornus florida is the source of this 1363-nucleotide messenger RNA. RefSeq names its product cytidine deaminase 1-like. NCBI's taxonomy places the organism in Eukaryota, Viridiplantae, Streptophyta, Magnoliopsida, Cornales, Cornaceae. Gene Ontology annotation, molecular function: cytidine deaminase activity; zinc ion binding. Gene Ontology annotation, cellular component: cytosol. The record is from RefSeq and is a predicted model, not a curated record. The transcript has a single exon. The coding region runs from base 204 to 1160 and encodes 318 amino acids.